Molecule: messenger RNA, 1814 nt
Organism: Cercospora beticola
Lineage: Eukaryota; Fungi; Ascomycota; Dothideomycetes; Mycosphaerellales; Mycosphaerellaceae
Source: RefSeq, a predicted model, not a curated record
AGAGUCCAGUGCGUUCACAAGCAGUUGCGAACAGUAAUGAUCAUGCACCCAGCGUCAUGUUCAGUGUCGGUUUUCCGAGGUACGACGCCAGCCAUCAUCCACCGCCAGCAUUGUUGCCGAACCAGACCACGAAACUAUCUAAAUCAGUGUUCGAGCAAAUCUGCAGAUUAGGGCUCAAAACGACACGCGGACCAAAAUUGACCCUUGUUGACAUCCGGAAAGAGGAAGAUAUCUAGUACCCAAUCAUCCUCCGGAUGUUUCAAUGGAGUUCAAGUGGCGAGUACUCGCCCGAAGUGGACAGCCUUGCGCAGAAGCUCUCUGUCAAAAGGAGGACAAACCGAGGCAACGAUGAGAGUUAUCCCUACAGGAAGGACCAUGAUGAACAUCGGAGCGGCCAAUAUUAUCAAAGCGUCCAGACGACGCACGAGAUGUUCAGACACGAGCUCCUGGUCUACAGAUUCGGCCGUGAGUAUGAUAUGGCCGACUUGCAAUCAUAUGCACGCCAGCGACUGAUUGGAUACUUUCCCAUCUUCAUCGAAGAGAUUCGCCACAUCUUGUCGUCGUUCACCCGAGACGAACUACGCGACCUGGCCAAGCACGAUUCAGACUUUGCGCACUGCCUCAGUGAACGACUCCUGGAGGCAAAAGAUCAGUUCAACAAUACCGACGAUCGCCAGAUGCUGUGUUGCGCUGUCAAUGUCGAGACAGCUUGUCGUUCGGUGGCGGAGCAAGUACUAGGGAUACCUUGGACGACUCUGAUGGAGAAACUCUACGACCAAAGUUCAGAGAUUGUACUUCGAAUCGUGAGAAUGCUCAAUCCAGGGGCUGCGAAGGAGAACAGCAACGGCAAUGGCAAUGGGACAGCUCUGUAUCGUGGUGCUACGAGCAACGUCGACUGGGGACAAAUUGAAAAAGACCUGGCCACCAUUGGCGCUAUCGAAAACGGCCGAGUCAUUAUUGCGACGGAGGCCAUUACUGGAACCCUGAUGGACGCCGCUGACACCGCCAGUUCUUCCAACACCUUCCGAGUCGAGCCCAGCCAGUUUUUGACCGUUCAAGACGAUGCAAAGGGUAGCGGAAAUACUUUGUUAGUCAUGAACAGAUUCGGUAGGUUUGGCACAAUACCGCAGAACUCGGGCAUCAUAAACGUGCGAGAGAUCGCCCGCGCAGGCAUGAAAAGGAAAUCCAGAGACUCCGCCUUUAUCCAGCCUUGGGCCAUUUGGGAUGCGCCACAAAAUGGGCCAUCCGGACCCAAUCCUCAUGUAUCUCCGCCGAUUUCCACAGACCCGAGGCUUCGAAAGCGACGAAGCGAUGGAGAGGCUGGCUCUUCGAGGCUUGGAGAUGCUGCGGAAAACUGAGGGUGGCUGCUCUUCACCAUGUCUGCGUCAGUGGUCUUCACCAGUCUUGCAGAUGAAGCGCUCUGACGCAGGCAUCAUGUCUAUGGCAAUGACGAAUAGUGGUGGGAGUACUUUCGGCGAAUCUCGAUGACUGAGCCUCGAGACGAUAAAACAAGCUCUCCGUACACGCCUUGGCUUGAUACUAUUUUUCGUAUAGAACUGGUGUUUCUCUCCGCCCCGCUGGAGUUCGGCACAGUUGUACAAGUGAGACUCGGCCAAUUGGAAGUAACCUGUACGACCUGCAUGUUUCACAGCUAGAGAGGCACGAUUGCUGCACGGAAGGCUUCUGGUCACUUGUGGUUUGUGCGUGGUGUGCUGAGGAGAAGUGGGGACCGUGAAGCCUACGCAGAAUCGGCAGUUGAUAGUUCUACUCCAAAGGAUUGAUGAAACAUCAUCAUAGGUGCAUCAGAUGGCGGC